AUGCGUCUCCCGGCUAGUCGGACGUUCAAUUCGCUUCACAUGGCGCGAAGUCAUGGGGCCAUUUUUGGGCACACAGACCGAGCGGUCCCGCCGUAUUCCGCGCUUGCACUUGGGAUGGAGUUCCCCCCAAAGGAGCUUUUCCAAAGUUCCAUGCGUGUGGUGCAACAGGAGCGUCUCCCCCCGUUUUUAGCCUUAACGUUGCUGACGCGCUGUUGGACCGCGUGGACAGUGACGUCCGCGGCGGCAGGGAUGUCACGCGUGCGCGGCGACGACGACGACGACGACGACGACGGCGGCGGCGCUGCCCUGGCAGCUCUGCUCGCCGCGUCUGAAGAGAGCCUGCGGUUGUACCGCCAAAAAGAAGAGGACACAGAGCAGGAGUUUGGCAAGUGUGGCCCACGGCGCAGGGCGAGGGAGGAGGCGGAGGUUUCAAAAAGGUCCCUGACAGUUAGAAAGCCUGUGGAUCGUCAUGGUUACCAUCAUGUUGUGCAACUUAUGCUGCGCUGUUGUGGGAGCCAGUUGACUCAAAGGGCGCUCGUCUCACUGCUGCAAUACGCCGUGCAGGUGGAGGACAGUGAGGGAGCGGUUUUGACAGAACUCAUGGGGUUGCUGGACUCCGUCACAGAGAGUGAUCAUAUGAAAUAUGAAGGCUGUUUGCGUGCAGUUCUGGCGACAACUCUUUCAAUUCACGUCGCCCCAGUUGUUCUUUCAAUUUUGCGUGGGAGGAAAGUUAAUGUGGAGGUUGUGAAGUUAUGUCUACACCAUUUGGCUAUUGUCGUUCGAGGGCGUCAUACCGGUGCUAUUUUGGUUGAAUCGGCCAUGGGUGGUUUUCAUGAAUGCGCUGUAGCUGCACUUCGUUGGCUUUUAGGAAACGCAAGCGACAGAGAUGGCGAUUUGUACAUACAGGUUAUGUCGUGUCUAAAGCACGCGCCUGUGUUCUUGCUUUGCGAGGUGUACCGCACAAUGGAGGAGCACAACCUGUUAACGGCCUCAGUUCAGUGCAAGUUCCUUGCGAAUUGUGGCAUUGCUGUCGCCGUUAGCAACGUUGUGCCUUGCCACUGCAUUGAGGUCAUUGUGCGUGCUUUUCGCGCUUUGAGCAGAAGUCAUCGAGAGACGCGGCAUAUUGAAGAAGGCCUCGUACAUGGCAGCGCUGUGCUUGUUGUACUUCAUCGUGAGGAACUUGUGCGUGAGGCGUAUGCGGCACGGCCAAUGCUUCGUGAAACUCCACAUUCUGUCAUGGCCCAUGUGCGGAGCGGGGAUGUGCCACAGUCCCACCAGGCCCUUCUUCGAUUGGCCCAGUCCCGCGAGGAGGGGUGGAUUAACAUUCCGCUAUCUGCAGUGCUUGCGAUUCACGCUGUUUGUACACUCGUGGGUCGUUCUGGUGAUCCCGCCGACAUGAACUUUUUGUACCAUGCGCUUGUGUCUUUUCAUAACCCGGGGAUGAUUGUAAGCCAGUGUAUUGAGUACGUCGUGGCUGGCCUAUGCGAUCGUGUCGCACGCAUCGACAAAGAAUUUUCCAAGGACACGGCUCCUCGCGUUGUGCUAGGCCAUGUGCUCCCACUCCUGCGCACUGUGGCGAGGUACGUUGGGGAUGACAUAAACACCGACAUGGUUCUCCAGCUGUUGGAAACUGCAGUGACUCUGAGACACUUUGCGGUGCCGCUAACGUCAUCCAUUCUAUGGAAUCUGCAAAGAUCCUCAAGCUUGGCGCUUAAGGAGCUGUUCUCCCGCGUGGAUCCCUCCACAAAUGGCAUUCCGUUUUUGAAUUACUACACCCUCUGCUUCGCCCGUGACCAGGGUAGGAGAGAAACGGUGGAGCACCUGUCGAUGGUCUGGCGCUGUGACCCGGAUCCAGUCUUGACUCGACACGCGUCGCUGGCCCCAGCCUACAAGUUGUGGAAGUGUGCCUCAUGUGGUCGACUAAACAGUGAUAGAUUCAAUUACUGUCUUUGUUCCGCUCUUCGAAACAGUUUUGUGGUCUGCUCUGGCUGCGGAAAUGCGCAGGACGAGCGCUGGAGGUGUUGUCAGUCAUGCGGUGAGGGGAUCCGUAAGGAGGCCAUUGCCGCAGUUGUAGUGCGGCGUUCCUGGAGCUGCGACAACUGCGGCGCAAGCAACCCCGCCCGUCAGACGUACUUCUGUUUCCGCUGCAAGGCACUCACUGGCCCUGUUGCCAAGGUGACGAAGUCCCUAAAAGGUAUAGAGCAGAGACAUUGCUCUUGCCCUAGUAACAAGGAGUUGAAUGCAAAAAAUGCAUGGCGGGGAGUGGUGCAAUAUUGUAGACGAUGCGGUUGGUUUCGCGAAGCAUGGGCUGCCAUAAAUUCUGUCGUCUGGCAUUGCGAGGGGUGUGGGGAAUUACGGAGUUCGUUGGACCGUGCGUGCCCUGACUGCCCGCAGGUAGAGUGUUUGCCGUUUGCGGUUGUGCGGAAGAACCGUGCUUCUGUUUCCUGUCCUGCUUGUCGGCUACCGUCUGACAAUCCCUUUGCAAUACGAUGUCUUCAGUGUGAUGCGCCCCUGCAGCAGGGGCCACUGGUCGAGGAAAUAGUAGUUGGAACUACGAUGAAGGGUGAGACUCAGGUGGCUUUCCGUUGUUCACAUUGCGGUGCCAUGACUAUGGGCGGAACUGCGUCAAAUAACUGCCGCGACUGUGGGGGGGAUAUGCGUGAUGCGGAUCGCGUACACGUUGCUUCUCGCCACUGCGACGGGUGUGGCAACGAUGUGGAACCGUUGCUUAUUGAGGCCAUAUGCUCGCACUGCACCAGAUUUCUACCCCCAGUAUCAAGUGAAGGUUGGAGUGUUUCUGUAAUACUUGAGACUUUGAAGCGACUUGUGCAGCUGGUGGAGCGUGACGGGGUAAAUGAGCGUUUGACAACGCUGCUUCAAGAAUUACUGUGCUCCUUUCAAACUCAGGUGGAGCUUAGAGUUAUUGAGGAAAGCCGUGUGCUGGUGGCUGUAGAGCUCGGGCGCCUACAAACCCGCCUCUACAAGUUUAUUGCCUACGAUGCGUUGGUACGGCGAGUCAUUGCGUUGACAAAACAACUGCUGGAAUACAUCGACACAAAAUGUGGGCUGCUUGAAACACCACACUUUUUGGAGGGGCAAUGUCGACACUGUCUCGGGACCCACCCGAAGGAAUUAUGUGUGUAUCACAAAGAGCCAUGGAUUUGUGAGGAAUGUGGAGCUGAAAACUCUAACGCAGAUGUUUGUAGCUACGUGUGUCAACACUGUCUGGCCUUGCGUCCUUGCGUGCAGGAGAAGUGCCCGACGGAGGCGUGGGAGUGUCUCCAAUGCCAGCGGGUAAACGUUGAGUUCGAGGCAUUUUGUAUCUUCUGUGGUGUCCAGCGUGCCGCGGUGGAGAGCGCAGUCGAGGAGGCGGCCGAGGCCUGCCCAUUCCUUCCGGCCAAAUGCGCCACCUGUGGUCUGGUGCACCUGGAGGCGCGCUGUCCCCUUUGCCACAAUGACGUUCCGGAGUCGAUGAGGGAUGCGGAGGGAGUCGUGUGCAUGGUGACAAACCGCUACGUGUUUAUCCAGCCCUCCGGCACGGAGCACCCCAACCAGCGGGUGCACCUCGGCGAGCCGUGGCUGCGGCGGCGGCAGUGGGCAAAGGGAGACAAAGUCACCUUCACAGCAAAGGUCAACGAGCGCGGUGGAUUUCGGGUGACGUCCAUCCGCCCUUAG
Trypanosoma conorhini is the source of this 3675-nucleotide messenger RNA. RefSeq lists its product as uncharacterized. NCBI's taxonomy places the organism in Eukaryota, Euglenozoa, Kinetoplastea, Trypanosomatida, Trypanosomatidae. Bases 1 to 3675 code for a protein of 1224 amino acids. The record is from RefSeq and is a predicted model, not a curated record. The transcript has a single exon.